Molecule: messenger RNA, 951 nt
Organism: Rana temporaria (common frog)
Lineage: Eukaryota; Metazoa; Chordata; Amphibia; Anura; Ranidae
Product: olfactory receptor 24-like
Exons: 1
Coding region: 1-951 (316 amino acids)
Biological process (GO): G protein-coupled receptor signaling pathway
Cellular component (GO): membrane
Molecular function (GO): olfactory receptor activity; G protein-coupled receptor activity
Source: RefSeq, a predicted model, not a curated record
AUGUCCAAUCAAACUGCGGUGUCUGAAAUCAUAUUAGUUGGUUUUCCCGGUCUACCUGACGCGUUUCAUGGCUUGGUAUCCACCAUAUUAUUUUUUACCUACAUGAUAUCCCUGACAGCCAACGGCACUGUCAUAGGUUUGGUCAUCUUUAAUGAACACCUCCAUCAGCCUAUGUACCUGAUCAUAGCCAACCUUGCCGCCACCGACCUGCUCUUUGACGCCGUGACUUUACCAAAAUCUAUUGCCGGAUAUUGGUUUGGAGCUUCCACCAUUCCUGUGAAAAUGUGCCUAUUCCAGAUGUUCUUGGUUCAUUAUUUUGGAAGCCUGGAUUCCUACCUCUUGAUGCUGAUGGCGGCAGAUCGCUACGUGGCCAUCUACUACCCUCUGCGAUACCCCUCCAUUAUCACCAAUCAAGUGGCCACCAUUUCCUGCGGCUUCUGCUGGGUGAUUUUCGCCACCUCUACAAAUACCGCCGUCGCCGUUCUAGCGUCUCAGAUCCCUCUGUGUGGUGCCGACGAGUUGAACAGUUUGUUCUGUGGCUAUACGGCGUACUCACUCCUGGCGUGUUCUGACGUAUCAAGCUCCAAGAGGGCGGUCUUUGUAUGUGCGUUGGUGGUCCUCCUCAUGCCUCUGGGGCUCAUAUUACUUUCAUACGUCAAAAUCAUCGUGACCAUCUCAUUGGCCCGCUCUGAGAGCCUCCAGAAGGCCUUCUACACCUGUGUGACCCAUUGGCUGGUCAUCGCUUUGUAUUACGCCCCCCGACUCUUUGUCUACAUUGUAAAUAAUAUUCCCUCAGUCGCGAUAAAGUCCGAUAUGAGCGCCCUCCUCCUUUUCCUGUACUUGUUUGUGCCUCAUAUGGCCAAUCCGAUCAUCUAUUUCCUCCGCAACAAGGAGAUCACACAGACGUUACGGAGAAUUAUGAACAGAAGUACAACUAAAAUAGAAAAAUAA